Messenger RNA from Gloeophyllum trabeum ATCC 11539, 859 nucleotides. Its product is annotated as YjgF-like protein. Gene Ontology annotation, molecular function: deaminase activity. The transcript is spliced from 5 exons. The record is from RefSeq and is a predicted model, not a curated record. The coding region runs from base 116 to 859 and encodes 247 amino acids. Gene Ontology annotation, cellular component: cytosol. NCBI's taxonomy places the organism in Eukaryota, Fungi, Basidiomycota, Agaricomycetes, Gloeophyllales, Gloeophyllaceae.
AGUCACCGUCGUAAUGAAUUAAGCGUCUGGUCACGCCCGGGAGCACUGAGCAGUCCGGAUUCAUAUCGCAAGUACAUAUUCCAAAGGAAGGUGCCCACAAGAUAAUACCACAGCGAUGCCAUCCCGAUUGUCCAUUGUCAAGCUCCGUCCACGCAUCCUUCUAUCGCCUUUCCCCGCUCUUUCUAGAAACCUUCGCAGCACGAGCGCCGGAUUGCAUAUUCAGCCUAGCUCGCCCGCAACACCCGCCAUACGGAGAAGCAUGUCCUCCAGCACUGGCACCCGCACGCACCCCUCGCUCUCCAUCGUCUCCACGCAAAACGCCCCCGCCGCCAUCGGGCCCUACUCGCAGGGCAUCACGCUCGGCGACCUCGUCUUCGUCUCGGGGUGCGUCCCCUUCGACCCCCAGUCCGGCGCCGUCGUCCCCGGCGGGAUCGAGCCGCAGACGCGCCAGGCGCUCGCGAACCUCCGCGCCGUCGUGGAGGCUAGCGGGAGCGAGGUCGGGAAGAUAGUCAAGACCACGGUGUUCCUGAAGAGCAUGGACGACUUCGCCACCGUCAACGCGAUCUACGCCGACUUUUUCGGCGCGCACAAGCCCGCGCGCUCCUGCGUCGAGGUCGCGCGCCUCCCCAAGGACGUCCUCUUCGAGAUCGAGUGCAUCGCCAGGAGCCGCCUAUGCCAGGGUGUGCCCAAGAUGGUUACUGCGCGCAAUCAUUCCGCUCGAGCAUCGAUCGGGAUAUCCUCUGGUUCAAGCUGCCUUCUUUACUUCACGACAAUCGUCAAGAAGUGGUUACGCUACGUCCAGGCGCAGUCUGGCGGUUGGGAGGGAAAAGCUGCAAAGAGGGAGAACACCGCAUCAUAG